AGCGGAACACCGCGUUUGAGCAGCUAUAAUUUGCAGCUGGAAUUUGAGUUGCUGAACCUAUUGUAGAAGUAGCUUCAUCUCCAUUCUAAUCUUUUCCCAGGCGCAACGACUAUAUUUCAGAGAAGAAAAUGAAGACGAGGAUGGGAGACGCACGAGAGCAUUGUGAUUGUUUAAACAGACCAUACAAUCGUUCCCGAAUGGAGAAGACCAUGAAGGGACCCGAUACUUGUCUUCAAAAUCCAGCGGAUUUCAUCAGAAUGAUCAGUGAGACGCGAACCAGAGAACACAUGUUGGAACUACUUGGAAGUAAAGUUCCGGAGCAGUGCUUAGAAGAAUCGGCUGAGAUGCACAUGAACCCAAAUCGUGUUAUCUCUAAAAGAUGGAAGAAAGGGGAGACUGCGCAGAACGUGAAAGACGUGUUCGAGCUGGCCAGCGAGCUGUUCAAGGUAUCGCCGGGCUCGGUAUCGUGGGACACAGGGAAACUGAAGGAAUUCCAGGAGCUCUUGCACACCCAGGCAGCUGAGUUCGCUAAAUGCGCCCCCAAACUCAAGAUGAACAACGCAGCCUGGCGAACAAAAACCAGGGUGUACUUCGAGAAGCUGAAGAAGGCCGUGGGAAGUGAGAACAACCUGUGUGCGUGGGAGGCGGCGAGGAGUCAGAUGAGAACGAUUCUCCUGCGGGUUUUUCAUCUGAAGCUCCGCCGCUGAAGGCGAGACUGCACUUCCCGAAUAAGCUAUCGCCCCCGAGAAGCCGGUCAACUAUAGCUAAUUAAGCUAUUUAUAUACUGUAUACCUCUAUAAACACCGUUUGUACCGUUAGACGAAGAAGAAGGGUGUUAUUUAUUUCUUUAUUUAUUUUAAAUCUAUUUAUAUAUUUAUGUUUACUGUUUAAGAAAAAAAAUAUAUACAAACCUUUUUUAAAAAAAAAAACUUCCUAGAUUUUUGGGAUUUUACAAAUACUGGAGGAAUGCAUGUUUUGUAACCAGAAAGUAUGG
Molecule: messenger RNA, 994 nt
Organism: Lepisosteus oculatus (spotted gar)
Lineage: Eukaryota; Metazoa; Chordata; Actinopteri; Semionotiformes; Lepisosteidae
Source: RefSeq, a predicted model, not a curated record